AUGACUGAAAAAAGCGUGCUUAUCGUUGGUGCUGGAGUGUUUGGGCUAAGCACAGCGUACGAGCUGUUGCAAGAUGGAUACAAAGUCACAAUCGUUGAGCAGUCAGACCAAAUUCCUUCUGAGAGCUCCAGUUCAACGGACAUUUCCAAGAUUGUCCGCGCAGACUACAGCUCAGCCGUCUACUCAAAGCUCGCAGCAGAAUCGAUAGCGGAUCUUGAGAAGAACUGGACAGAGGCUGGCUUCUUCCAUCAGUGCGGGAUGGUUGUUCUAGGGGAAAGUGACUACGCUAAGGCGUCUUACAAGCAUGUGAAAUCUAUGUAUCCUGAGCAGGUGCGUUUGCUCGACCAAUCUUCCAUACAAGACGUCCUGCCGAAGAAUGUUCCACUGAAUAGCCUCACGCGCACAGCAUAUCAAAACAAAGCAAGCGGAUGGAUCGAGUCUGGGAGAGCUACAGCCGAAUUGGCCAGACGCUGUGAGGAAAUGGGUGCGACACUCAUCCCUAAUUUCACCGUUGGCCGUGUUAUUUGGAGUGGUGACAAUGACAGAGUUGUAGGCGUAGAGAGUGCUUCCGGAGAGGUACUUGAUGCUGCUCUUACCAUUAUCGCGUCAGGCGCGUGGUCCACUCUGCUCGACGACCAGAUCAACAAGAUGCUCCUCGCGUCUGCGCAGUCUGUGGCCAUGAUUAAGCUCACUGAAGAGCAACACGAGCGAUACAAAGACUCCCCUAUCGUCAUCAACCUCAAUACCGGGAUUUAUAUGUUUCCCCCCACUUCCACGCGCUAUUUCAAGGUAUCCAAGCAUCACGCAGGGUACAUCAGUAGAGAGCGCAAUGCACCAGUCUCGAUAGAUACCAAACGCGAGCAACUAGGUGAAGACGAGCCUCCACUGUCCAUCUCCAAAAUACCUAGCGUGAUGUACGACGAGCUCCGAAAUGGUUUGAAAGAGGUUUAUCCGGAGAUAGCUAAUGACUCGUCGCUGGAGUGGAAAACGAGGAUGUGUUGGUACUGCGAUGCUCAGAACGGCGAUUAUAUUAUAGAUUACCACCCCCUUUCCAACAAGUCGCUCCUGUUCGCCACUGGCGGCAGCGGACAUGCCUACAAAAUGUACACUGUUCUCGGCAAACUCGUCAAGCAACGUAUGGACGGUACACUGGAUGCGGAGAUGAGCGACAUGUUUAGUAUACAGCGCGAUACAGAGCAGGUGCCUGUCGUCGAUAAAAGCAGAUUGGACACAGUCAGGCGCGAUUUUUCGGUCGCGUUCAUGGCUGAAGGCCAGCAGCAGCCCAAAUAG
This is a messenger RNA of Wallemia ichthyophaga EXF-994, 1290 nucleotides long. Its product is annotated as L-pipecolate oxidase. Gene Ontology annotation, molecular function: proline dehydrogenase activity; L-pipecolate oxidase activity; flavin adenine dinucleotide binding. The record is from RefSeq and is a predicted model, not a curated record. NCBI's taxonomy places the organism in Eukaryota, Fungi, Basidiomycota, Wallemiomycetes, Wallemiales, Wallemiaceae. The transcript has 2 exons. The coding region runs from base 1 to 1290 and encodes 429 amino acids.